UUACUACUAAAAACAUUGAUUUUUCUUUGCCAUUCUGCAGUACCUUCUCCAGGCAAAUUCCGCUCCCCUGCAGCACCAUCUCCUUUGGCUCUCCGGCAACCAGUAAAAGCAUUUAGUAACCAUGGCUCUGGUUCUCCUGGUAGCCAAGAAACAACACAGCUCACACAGACCACCUCCUCACCUGGGCCUCCCAUGGUUCAGAACACAGUCCCAGCAAAUCCUCCCAACAAUAUCAACAGCACUACUCUAACCAGACCUGCAGGGACAACCGCAAUGAGAAGUGGCUUGCCCAGACCCAGUGCCCCUUCUGCUGGGGGUAUACCAGUGCCUCGCAGCAAACUUGCACAGCCUGUUCGCAGAUCCUUGCCAGCUCCUAAAACCUAUGGUAGCAUGAAAGAUGACAGUUGGAAAGAUGGCUGUUAUUGACCAGCAAAGAUGAGAAUGCAGAGUUCCACAGCUUCAUGGAUACCCCUUCACCAGGCUAAAAGACAACUUUUAUAUGCAGACUGUUCAGAUAAGACUCUCGGGAUUUAUAGAUCCCAGCCCUCUCUGUCUUAAUUAGCACAAACUGACAGAGAUGAUCAAGCAGCACUUUAAUGACAUUUAACAUCAGAUGUGUUUGGUAAUCAUACAAUCACUCUCCAUGGAAUCACAUUUAGUUUUGUUUAAUAGAAACUAAGUUGAUUUUUUAAUAUUUGACAGAGGCCAAUAUCUGGGCAAAAAACUAACAGAUGCCAAAGAGAAAUGCCCAUUUGUAAAUGAGAGAAUACCUUUGUGCACAAGAAAAUGGUGAAUUCAAGCUAUCCAAAACUUUACAUUCAACCUAAUUUACUGUAUAAAUAGCAUCAAUAAAUAUUUGUGUUAAUGAGAACUAAUAUUCUGACUAAUUAUCUAAAAUGUUUCACUAGUGUUUCACAAGUACUCCAAGAAACUAAAUUGAGAUGGAAGGGAAGAUGGGGAUGGAAAGAAAUCUAGCCUAGAGAUUUCAAACAUGAUACCUAAAUUCGUGAGAAUUCUGUAAAUUAUUUUUUGCAGAUUCAUCAGAAAAAUUGUCAUUUUGUUUAGUCUUAAGUUUUGGAUGUAGCUCACCUGUUACCACCACCAGAUAACGUUACACCGUGCGUCCACCGUGUUGCGUUGACACAUCGGACUUCUGCGUGUUUGUUUUGAUUGCCAAAAGGGCUUAAUAUCAGUUGUACAAUCUUUCUAAACUUUAUAGCUCCUGGCUCAGGAAAGAUAGCCUUUGCUAUUGAAGCCAACUUCUUCACAUGCUAUUAUAUCUGUUACAGAACUGAGAGAUCGUGUUUUUAUUAGCAGGUUUCCAUGAUCGGAAAGAGCAAGUAGUAUGUGUCUUUAUUCUUGGUAUAACUAACACCGCCUCAGUGCUUACAACCUGGAACAAAACCAUGCCAUGAGAGAGAGGGGGAUAAAAAAAUCUAUGCACUUAACUUACAAAAUCUCUGGUAAUGACAGUUGUAUUGUUAUUAUUAAUUGACACAACAGUCUAUUAUGUGGUAGGAAGAUAUAGCCUGCUGAAUCCUACUUAAGUUGAUCCACUUUAAACUAGGUAACUGUGUAAAACCUCCUUUGAAAAUACUGUCCCUUUUGACUUGGAUUCUGCCUUACGUUAAUUUUUACAUUUUUGGUAAUAAAUGAAACCCACUACAUAUGACUCUAACCUGUUAAAUACUUGCUCUCUAGUGGCCCUUGUAUAUAUCCUGGAAAUCACUCUUUUCAGUUUUAUUAGACAAUUACCAGACUAAAACUUUCUUCAGUGGGCUUCUCAUUUUUCAUGGUGAGGUCUGUUUUAAAAUACUUAAUUUGAAUGGCUCUGAAAUAUUGGCAAUCAGGUUACCUAAUGGAUUUUAAGAGAUUUGAACGUAAGUUCAUUUCCUGUUAGUCAAAGACAUUCUGUAAGUUGGCAAAAGAAAUUGAGAGACAAAUGAAAGACUUUGAUAUUCAGGAUAGCAUCGAAGUUGAUAGGGUGAGAGAAUGAUAAAACCAAGACCCCCAUUCUAGCUUGACCACUAGGGAGUCAUUCAGUUAGCACAUCCAGCUGGAGAUUUAAACUGCCAGUGCUAAUGUAUUUUGGUGUAUAAUGCAAGGAAGAAAUUUCAUCCUUGAAUUUGAGGGUGAUGAGUGUGGGUCAGGGAAGGGUGGCGUCAGAAUUCGACAUGAUGAUAAACUAAAAAAAUGUUGCUUUUCAGAGGAAGAUAAAGAAAGCAUCUGCUUUGGUUGGGGGGUAUCUCAUGUAAAAAUCUAAAUAAAAGAACUAGCCACUGUCUCUUUUUAAAACCAUAUGUACACAAAACAAAAUAGGUCUCAGUUUCAGUGCAACGUUGCAAAAGAAAAAUAUGCUGCAAUCUAAUAAUUACAAGGAAUUUUAACUCUAUUUGAAACACCCAUUACAUUAAGUUAGAUUAUCUGUUUCAAAAGGAGUAUUCAGGUUAUUUAACUUUCUUUUUAAAUGGCUGCAUCAGAAAAAAAAUGUCUAUUUUUUUUUAAUUAAAAUACUUCAUCACUUGUUAAAAACGUAUUUGGAUCUGAGUUGGGUAAAGCAUUAUUUUACCUGCUGUUAUACUGCCACAGACUAUUGGUUUUUAGGUUCCUAAAGAGAAAAAUUGCCUUUUUACUAGAAGGCCUUUGUGUAUUGCCAAUUUUUCUGUUUGGGAAAAUCUAAGGAUUCACUGUGGUUAGUCUUACAGAAGAAAUGUGGAUUUGAUAAACUAGUGCCUAUGAUUUUAACUUAUGUUUGAUAUAUAGUAGUAAGGGUUUUAAUGAAUGUUGAUUGUUUUUCUGUGCCAACAGCCCAGAAUUGUCACUUAUAUGUAAGCAGAAAGCUAUGAGCUCUGCUUCCAAAGUUAUUUAAUUUUCUCAGUGUUUGAAUGUUAUUUUUUUGUAAGUGUGUUAAUAAAAGUGUAAAAAUUGGAAAAAAUAUAAAUAUUCUUAACUCAAGCAUUUGCUGGAUCAUUUUUCUACAGAACUUGUUUGUAUAAUAUAAAACACUCUGAAGAGUUGACUUUUUUCAGUUUUCAUGCCCUGGAAAUCACAUUUUGUACAACUGGGGACCAUUCAUAAUUGUCAGACUUUUUAAAAUUAUCUCAAUACAUCACUUUUAUAAAAGAGUUUUUUUGAAAGGAAAUUAGAUACAUGUGUCCCCAGACAUUUGUAUAACUCUAGUAUGAUCUAGACUAUGUAUGUUUGAAUUUUUAUUGAAUGUACAGACAUCCAUUUUUGACAUUACGCAUGGUCCUUUUAGAUCACAUGAAGUUUGAUUUGCAAACAUUUCUAUAGCUGAACUUGUAUGUGUGGUUGCCUCCUUAAUAAAACAGCCUGACCAUAAUGUUUAUUAUUAAA
Molecule: messenger RNA, 3357 nt
Organism: Ailuropoda melanoleuca (giant panda)
Lineage: Eukaryota; Metazoa; Chordata; Mammalia; Carnivora; Ursidae
Product: SLAIN motif-containing protein 2-like
Exons: 2
Biological process (GO): microtubule nucleation; cytoplasmic microtubule organization; positive regulation of microtubule polymerization
Cellular component (GO): microtubule plus-end
Source: RefSeq, a predicted model, not a curated record